GCCUCCUCGGGGUCCACAUCAGAGAGACCAGCAGAGACUCUCAUCUCCAUGGCGUCCAGAGACAGACACAAAACGAGGAAGCCGGCGGUGGAGAAGAUGCGCCGAGAUCGGAUCAACGGCUGCAUCGAGCAGCUCAAGGUCCUCCUGGAGGAGGAGGUCCACAAGCGGGACCCCGACGCCAAGCUGGAGAAGGCCGACGUCCUGGAGAUGACGGUGGGCUUCCUGCAGCGGCGGCUGCGGCCUCGGGGCUCGGCCCCCCGCGGCGACGGCUACUCCCGAUGCUGCGAGGAGACGCUGCACUUCCUGCGCCGGCUCCCGAAGGAGGAGGCGCGCCACCCGGUCCUCUCCUCUGCGUGCGGCCGCGGAGACGGCGACCACGUCCCGGCUGCAGCGAAGCCGGCGCCUCCGGUGUGGAGGCCCUGGUAG
This is a messenger RNA of Cyclopterus lumpus (lumpfish), 426 nucleotides long. Its product is annotated as transcription factor HES-5-like. The transcript is spliced from 2 exons. The coding region runs from base 49 to 426 and encodes 125 amino acids. NCBI's taxonomy places the organism in Eukaryota, Metazoa, Chordata, Actinopteri, Perciformes, Cyclopteridae. Gene Ontology annotation, biological process: anterior/posterior pattern specification; regulation of transcription by RNA polymerase II; regulation of neurogenesis. Gene Ontology annotation, molecular function: DNA-binding transcription factor activity, RNA polymerase II-specific; RNA polymerase II cis-regulatory region sequence-specific DNA binding; protein dimerization activity. The record is from RefSeq and is a predicted model, not a curated record. Gene Ontology annotation, cellular component: nucleus.